AUGUCACUAAUCAUAUGGCUUAUAGCCAUCUUCCUACACAAAUGCCUGCAAAUCAAAAUGAGAGCCCAUAACGAAGCAUGUACACCCGUUGAAACCAUGGUUUUCAUUAAAGCGCUUGCGAUUGCCAUCCUUGCAUCUGCUGCAAUAGGACAAGAAGAAUCCCCAAACUGCAAUGCAACUUUUGUUGGAGUGACUGGUACUAAGGAUAUAUCACAACAACAAAAGAGUACGGAAGCUAAAGCUGCCACGUGUACUGUAACUGUGAAUACUCAACAAGGAUACAAGCUGAAACUCAAAGUCACAGACUUAUCCAUCGGCUCAACCACAAAUUGUAUGGAAAAUUAUGUGAAACUCGGGAGUACAAGUGAUUUAACCGGUCCGGAUACGCUGACUGUUUGCGGGUCCAGUGUUCCAACGGAACCGUUCAACACUACAGGUGACCAGUUUCACAUGAAAAUUAAAGUCACGGAUUUUGCCAAACAACCAGUUUUGAGCUUACUAUACAAAUCUAAUGAUUCUGUGAAAACUGAAUAA
Molecule: messenger RNA, 534 nt
Organism: Echinostoma caproni
Lineage: Eukaryota; Metazoa; Platyhelminthes; Trematoda; Plagiorchiida; Echinostomatidae
Source: the annotation of a GenBank genome assembly